AUGGCUCACAUGUUCGCAUAUCUCAACCCUCGCCGCGAUGAACUCCCCUCCCACAUCGUUGAGACCAUCGCUGGAAAUCUCACAUUUCUGGUGAAAUACACUGCCGGUCCUAGUGUCCGCGCUUCCCAGAUCUCAAUUUCCGUUAUCGACGUCCGUGGACCCAACAACAGUGAAGUCGGCCACAAGGCCACAGUCUGUAUUCACGACGGCCCAGGCAAGUUUACAGUCGUGAUGUGGAAGCAGGUAAAUUGGGGUCAAAAUGUCGUAAUCGGACUGGGAGAGAAAGUGGACAAGGCUAUCAAAGAUAUCCUGGCGAAGGAAGGAAAUGACGGAUAUGGUGACUUCGAGGGCUAG
Molecule: messenger RNA, 354 nt
Organism: Alternaria postmessia
Lineage: Eukaryota; Fungi; Ascomycota; Dothideomycetes; Pleosporales; Pleosporaceae
Exons: 3
Coding region: 1-354 (117 amino acids)
Source: RefSeq, a predicted model, not a curated record